This is a messenger RNA of Ochotona princeps (American pika), 622 nucleotides long. RefSeq names its product UL16-binding protein 2-like. The record is from RefSeq and is a predicted model, not a curated record. Bases 8 to 622 code for a protein of 204 amino acids. Gene Ontology annotation, biological process: immune response; antigen processing and presentation of endogenous peptide antigen via MHC class Ib; antigen processing and presentation of endogenous peptide antigen via MHC class I via ER pathway, TAP-independent. Gene Ontology annotation, cellular component: external side of plasma membrane. The transcript is spliced from 3 exons. NCBI's taxonomy places the organism in Eukaryota, Metazoa, Chordata, Mammalia, Lagomorpha, Ochotonidae.
CUCAGUCAUGGUGCUUGCGGAAGUCCUCAAGCUCAUUCUUUGUGUUCUGCUGCCUCUUCCCCUUGUGGCGUGUGCAGACCCUCACAGUCUGAGGUAUAAUGUCAGCAUCAUUCCUCAGCCCAAGCCUCAACAGCCAUGGUGUGAAAUUCAAGGGCACAUGGAUGAGAUGGUGUUUCUCUCCUUUCACUGUGGUGGUGAGGUGAACCCCUUGGGGCCCCUAGGAAGGAAGCUCAACAGCACAGAGACCUGGGAGGAACAGAUUGAAAUGCUGAAAUAUGUGACUGAGGAGCUCCGGAAGCAGCUGCUGGACCUUAAAUCUGAGAUCUUCCCAACCACUGAUGUCCCCACCCUGCAGGGCACGAUGCGCUGUGAAAAGGAAGGCAGUGAGAAAAUACACUGGUCCUGGGAGUUUGGCUUCAAUGGACAGAGAAACCUGCUCUUUAGCUCAGACAACAGUAUGUGGACAGAGCUUGAAGCUGGAGCCACGUGGCUGAAGACAGCCUUGGAGAAUGAUGGGGCCAUGACCAAGUUGUUGAAGAAUGCCUUAGCAGGAGUCUGUGAGAAAUGGCUUUUGAGCUUAAAUCGAUCCAGGAAGAAGAUGCUGGGGACCACAGGUAACUAG